AUGGCGAGCGGGUACCACCACCUCAAGAUCCGCGGCUACUCAAGCCUCAAGGCCAUCCCCAGCAGCCAGUGCCUCAUUUCCGGCCCUUUCACCGCCGGAGGCCAUCGCUGGAGGAUCAUCUACUACCCGAACGGCGACCGAGCGGAGAGCGCGGGCCACGUGUCCGUCUUCCUCUUCCUCGACGAGAAUGUGGACAAGGAAGUGAUGGCGCGGUUCCAGUUUGGUUUCAAGGCGGAGAAGCGAGGGCUCUUCUUCCUCAAGAAGGCCAAGCCGGCGGCGGGGACUUCAGAAGCUGCACACAGCUUCGCCAGCCAGGGCACUUGGGGGUACACAAAGUUCGUGCAAUGGAAUGCGUUGGAGAAAUCGAAGCAUCUCAAGGGCGAUUCGUUCACCAUCAGGUGCGACCUCGCUGUCGUCAAGAGGGUCCGCAUCGAGGGGACUGCCCAGGAAGCAGCUCCAAAGUUCGUCGACGUUCCCCCGUCCGACCUGAAGCAGCACCUCAGUGGCUUCUUCCUCGCCGGAAGCGGCGCAGACGUCGUGUUCGAGGCUGGUGGCGAGACAUUCGCGGCGCAUCGCUGCGUGCUCGCGGCCCGGUCGCCGGUGUUCAGCGCGGAGCUCUUUGGCUCGAUGAAGGAGGGUAACACCAACGAUCUGGUCCGCAUAGAUGGCAUGGAGGCGCAGGUGUUCAAGGCUCUGCUCUGCUUCGUCUACACCGAUUCGCUGCCGGAGAUGGGAAAAGAAGAGGAAGACGCCAUGUGCCAGCACCUGCUUGUCGAGCGGACACGUAUAACUUGGAGAGGAUGA
Messenger RNA from Triticum turgidum subsp. durum (durum wheat), 804 nucleotides. The record is from the annotation of a GenBank genome assembly. Lineage: Eukaryota; Viridiplantae; Streptophyta; Magnoliopsida; Poales; Poaceae.